Messenger RNA from Panicum hallii, 2334 nucleotides. Its product is annotated as rop guanine nucleotide exchange factor 12-like. The record is from RefSeq and is a predicted model, not a curated record. Lineage: Eukaryota; Viridiplantae; Streptophyta; Magnoliopsida; Poales; Poaceae. The transcript has 6 exons. The coding region runs from base 306 to 2033 and encodes 575 amino acids. Gene Ontology annotation, molecular function: guanyl-nucleotide exchange factor activity.
GCACGAUAAAACAGCCUCGCGCCGCAUGCUGGCAACGUUGCCGUUUCCCAAGCUUGGGGGUAGGGGCAGCCAAGAACCCAACCAAUUUCUGCUCCUCCGCUCCGCCUGCCACCCACGGCCACGAACAGCAACCGCAGCUUGCCAGCAGAACGCAACGCCCCGGCCCUCCCCUCCCCUCCCGUCGCGCCCCCCAAAAUCUAGCCAGCCACGGCCCCCCGUCUUCCUCUCUGCCAAGAAAGGCUCCACGUUGACAUCGAGGGCGGCGUAGUGCGUACGAGCGCGCGCGUACCAGCCAUGCGCCCGUGAUGGCCCGGCCGCUCCAGAAGAUCGGCCUCGAAAGGUUCUCGUUCAGGCGGCGGAGGUCGGUGUCGUCGUCGUCGUCGCCGUCGUCGCCGCUGUCGCUGGCCUCGGACGGGACGGACGGCAGCACCAUGGAGACGGCGGCGCCUUCCACCAGGCGGAUUCUGUCGAGGAGCUGCGGGUCCAAGGGAAGCCGGCUCUCGGUGGACCUUCCGCCGCCGCUGGCCGGCGGCCCGUCGGAUAAGGGGGCGGCCGGGAGCUCGUCGUCGCAAGCGGUGCCGCCCAGGCCGGCCCGGCAUGAGGGCCCGCCCUCAGAUGCGGAGAUGGUGAAGGAGAAGUUCUCCAAGCUGCUGCUCGGAGAGGACAUGUCCGGCACCGGCAAGGGGGUGUCCUCUGCUCUUGCCCUGUCCAACGCCAUCACUAAUCUUGCGGCUUCUGUGUUUGGUGAGCAGCGCCGUCUGCAGCCGAUGGCCGCCGACCAGAAAGCGCGGUGGCAGAAGGAGAUCGACUGGCUUUUGUCGGUCGCCGAUCACAUUGUCGAAUUUGUUCCUUCGCAGCAGAUGUCCGACAACGGGACCUGCAUGGAGAUAAUGGUAACCCAGCAGCGUCAAGAUCUACAAAUGAACAUCCCUGCAUUGCGCAAGCUCGAUGGAAUGCUCCUUGAAUAUCUUGAUAGUUUCAAAGACAGACAGGAGUUCUGGUAUGUGUCGAAAGAUGCAGACGAAUCGGAGAAGGGCAACAUGCCGAGGCAGGAUGACAAAUGGUGGCUCCCAACUGUUAGGGUCCCUCCUAAUGGUCUGUCAGAUGCAUACAGGAAAUGGCUUCAACACCAGAAGGAUCUCGUUGCACAAGUGCUGAAGGCAGCAAUGGCCAUCAAUGCUAAUAUUCUUAUGGAAAUGGAGGUCCCAGAAUCAUACAUGGAGUCCCUACCAAAGAAUGGGAAGUCCACCCUUGGAGAGUCAAUGUACAAACUUAUAACUGAUGAUUAUUUUGACCCGGAAGAACUUCUAAGUUCUGUAGACCUGUCUGAUGAACACAACAUUGUUGAUCUAAAGAAUCGAGUCGAAGCCUCAGUAGUCAUCUGGCAGAAGAAAAUGACCAAUAAGGACAGCAAAUUAUCGUGGGGACAUGGGGUUAGUCACGAGAAGAGGGGAAUGUUUGAAGGCAGGGCAGAGAACGUUCUUCUCCUGAUCAAGCACAGAUAUCCUGGCAUUGCUCAAUCAACUCUGGACAUAAGCAAAAUCCAAUGCAACAGGGUACAGAAAGCAUUCACAAUUCCCAUAGCCUUUUACAGAUACACUACAGUGUUUUGUUUACUCACAUAUAUUGCACAUCUCCCCUCUUAUCUUUUUUUUCAGGAUGUUGGCCUUGCCAUUUUGGAGAGCUACUCCAGGACUCUUGAGAGCUUAGCUUUCACAGUUAUGUCUCGAAUCGAAGAUGUCCUCAACGUUGACUUGGCCACUCAAGAUCCCAAGAACGUGGAUUCAAUGAGAAUACCCAGUUUAACUUCAGACGACACGGAUAAGGUUGUCUCAGAUGCUAAGGCCGAGGUAGAGAAGUCGAGGAGAAUGGAACCAGUUACAGCAACGAUGUACGACUUUGUGGGCUCAUGGGACCAUGUCAAGGAGAGCGCUAAUGGUCCGAAGCUGUCCAAGAUCUCAUCAAUUGCAACCAAGAGGUUUUCUUACCUUGAUAAUUUGGGUGGAACAAGAAGCCCAAUAGCUAGACACUAGCUGCUAUAGGGGUGAGGAUAGAUGGAUCAUGCUGCCAGGAAACCUUUGGAAGAAACUUUGUACAUAGCACAGAUGUCUCCAAUGCAUCAUGAUAUUCGGAAAUGGGGGUUCCCUUUGAGGUUCUGUAAACUAACUCGGAGGAAGUUUGGUGCAUGAAGCCAUGCCAAUGUGAAUUCUUGGCAUAUUUACAUGAAAUAAUCAGAAGAUCAUAACUCAUGAACUGACCAUCAACAGUAGGCCUGUGGGAUUUGUACUUGUACGGUUUCAAAAGAAAAGGAGGGGAAAAGAUUGUAUUGCCCUA